Molecule: messenger RNA, 923 nt
Organism: Triticum dicoccoides
Lineage: Eukaryota; Viridiplantae; Streptophyta; Magnoliopsida; Poales; Poaceae
Product: homeobox-leucine zipper protein HOX14-like
Exons: 3
Coding region: 153-818 (221 amino acids)
Biological process (GO): positive regulation of DNA-templated transcription
Cellular component (GO): nucleus
Molecular function (GO): DNA-binding transcription factor activity, RNA polymerase II-specific; sequence-specific DNA binding
Source: RefSeq, a predicted model, not a curated record
CCUCCUUCAACUAGCGCUUUGCGGCCGGUGCUCCUCCCCUCCUCGAUCCAGUUCCUCACCACACCAACAGCGCAACCCACCGUGCCUCCCCUUCCUCUAAUCUUCCAAUUCCAACCAUCCUUUUCUCCCCUCCUCAGCUCCGAACAGCAGGCAUGGACAACCAGCAGCUCUUUGGUUCCUCCUACGUGGACGCGCCUUUCUUCGCGGCCAAUGGCACGGCGCAGCGGGAGAGCCAGCCGAAGGCUCGGCGCAGGCGGCGGAAGGCCGCGAGAUGCGGCGGAGGGGAUGGUAACGGCGGGGAGAUGGACGGAGGAGGGGACCCCAAGAAGCGGCGGCUCACCGAUGAGCAGGCAGAGAUGCUGGAGCUGAGCUUCCGGGAGGAACGCAAGCUGGAGACUGGCCGGAAGGUGUAUCUGGCCGCCGAGCUCGGGCUCGACCCCAAGCAGGUCGCCGUGUGGUUCCAGAACCGCCGGGCGCGCCACAAGAGCAAGACGCUCGAGCAGGAGUUCACCAGGCUCAAGCACGCUCACGACGCAGACAUCCUCCACAAAUGCCACCUCCAGAACGAGGUGCUGAGGCUGAAGGAGAGGCUGAGAGCGACUGAGGAGGAGGUGCAGCGCCUCAGGUCGGCAGCUGGGAGCCACGGGGCAUCCGGCGAUGGCGGAGACGCCGCUGGCGCCGUUAGCGUGUGCGGCGGGAGCCCAGGCUCGUCCUUCUCGACGGGAACCUGGCAGCAGCAUCUGGGUUUCAGCGGGGCAAACGAGCUGGGGCCGGACGAUGACCUGAUGAUGUGCGUACCCGACUGUUUUUUCGCAUGAAUUAGCUAGAGUUUAUGGUGGCUACGCCGAUAGCAGCGUGUUCGAGUGUUUUUUAGCAUGAAAUAAAAUCUCCUACAAAAUAGGCGCGUUAAUUGCGCUAUAGCU